CGAGGCUCCGUCUAUGGCCAGCAUGCGCGCCGCCGUGUGCGCGCCGCCGCCGCCCGCUCAGUCGACACAGUAAACGGGUGUCGGCGCGAGCGUCGACUCCGCCGUGAAUGGACCUCAAUGGGAAUGUAAUAUUCUCCCGUCGCUGCCCGGUUUUGCCCGUGUCAUAUCAUCUGUGCAAACGGAGGCCGGGGUAAGUUCGUUUCCUGCAGGUUGUGCGUUGUGUGUUAGGAGAUUUGUGCGGGCUGGCAACGUUUCUGAGAGCAAGCACCGAAACUGAUAAGUACUUUCUAGACGGGCGGACGGGCGCUUGAUGUCGGUGUGCGCACGUGAGAUUUAAUUGAUAAUAUCAUCAUAUAAUUGUCGGGGUCCGGGCUUGUGAAUAACAACGGUGUCUGUGCGCGUCCCUGGAGCUAAACAGACAGCUUUGCUUCCACCUUUGUGCUGAGCAGAACUAUGUCCAUGCACAUAAUCAGAUAAAGUCAGGAUUGAAUAAUCCUAAAUAACAUAAUGCAUCUACAGUUAUCCUAAUCUUUACAAAUUCUUAAAUUUAUCAUAAUUUAUCUAUAGAGUUGGAGCAGUUGUUUCAUUCCCUCCCAAAAUCUAAGGUAACGACUAUUGUGCAUUUUAAUGAUUGGGUGUUUUUAAUAAUGCAUGACAGAAAACAGACAGGCAAACAAAGCAUAUGUGCUGCUGUUGGAGAGUGAUUUGUACUGAAUGACCAGAGUCUGGAUCUGAGCCAUGCUCCUGCACCGAUGAGGAGAUCCCACUUCUUCUGUGGGGUCAAUCUGAAAGUCGAGGCUCUCUGAGGCUGUCGAUGCUGCACACGGGCUCCUGGAUGGUCGGGGUCUCCACAUACUGUCUGAACUUCACCUUGGGAGCAGGUUUCAUUGUUCUACCAGGCAGCAUCCGGUGGUCUCCAGGGAUCUGCCGGAAUUCCGCCGGGAGCGUGUGCUCUAUUGGCCCGUCCCACGGAAGAGCCAAGAGGCAUCGCUGUUUCACGCGUGACAGAGAAGGACGGAGGUGAGGCGAGGAAGAGGAGCAGGGAGCUUUACGUGCGUUUGCGUGGUAGCGUCUGUGCAGGAUCGCCGCCGGUGUUUAUAAGGAGCCGAUGAGCGACAGUGGGGGAAUCACGUAGGUGUUGAUGAGUGACAGAGGUGAUGUGAUGGCAGAGCUGGCAGGCAGGACAGAUCAGAGCAGGCUGUCUGCUGCAGACUGAACCAACUUGAUGUAACACAUUAGAGCCUGGACAGAAUGGAUUUCCCAAAUUGCACUGAAGGGGUGUUUGAUGCAAGCAACGGCAGUUAUGACUCACUGGAGACCAGUAAACUCCCUCCCAGCAAAAUCCUCCUCUCGCUGACCCUGUCUGUAGUGGCUAUCCUCACCACGUUCUUCAACUGCCUGGUGAUCACGGCCAUCGCCGUCACCCGCAAGUUGCACCACCCGGCCAACUACCUCAUCUGCUCGUUAGCGGUGACCGACCUGCUGGUGGCGGUGCUGGUCAUGCCCUUCAGCAUCAUCUACAUCCAGCAAGAGAGCUGGGCCAUGGGUCAGGUGGUGUGCACCAUCUGGUUGAGCGUGGACAUCACCUGCUGCACGUGCUCCAUCCUGCACCUGGCGGCGAUCGCCAUCGACCGCUACAGGGCCAUCACCGAUGCGGUGGAGUACUCGCGCAAGCGCACGGGCGCCCGGGCCGGCGCGAUGGUCGCGGUGGUGUGGCUCCUGUCCAUCCUCAUCUCGCUUCCCCCUCUGCUGUGGCGGCAUUACAGCGAGGAUUCUGAGCAGCAAGACCAGUGCAUCAUCGUGCACCAUCACAUGGCCUUCACCCUGUACUCCACCCUCGGGGCGUUUUACAUCCCCCUGCUGCUCAUCCUCAUCCUCUACUAUAAAAUCUACCGCGCCGCUCAGACCCUCUACAUGCGCAGGGAGGCCAGCCGCGCCAGCCGGCACUCGUGCAUGACCAACGGCAGCAUGAUCCCGUCGUCGUACCCGGCUGGAGAUGGCGACCUGGAUGGGGGGCCUCGGAGUCCGGAGCCCAUAAGCCCGGCGGAGAAGUCUAUCUCGGAGCCCUCGACCGAAGAGCCGCCGCGUGAGCGGAUGCGCGUGUCCAAGAAGGCCUUCCAAUGCAAAUCGCUGCGGCACGAGUCCCGCAGCGAGUCGCGCCGGAGCCACUUCUACCAGGGGCCGCGCAUCUCGGGCUCGCGGGAGCGCAGAGCGGCCUCCACCCUGGGCUUGAUAAUAGGGGCGUUUGUCAUCUGUUGGCUGCCGUUUUUUGUAAAAGAGGUCAUCGUCAACACCUGUAGCUCCUGCAGCACCUCAGUGGAGAUGGCGGACUUCCUGACGUGGUUGGGCUACCUCAACUCGCUGAUCAACCCCCUCAUCUACACCAUCUUUAACGAAGACUUCAAAAAAGCUUUCCAAAGACUUGUUAGGUGCAGUCAUUACCUCUGAUAAAUACACUUAUGUAUGAUCAUACCCAUACAACAUCCAGCAUACACGUAUUGUACAACUGGGAGACGACGAACGAAUAGCUGAGACUGACUGGAUACUGCCUCAGCGUUCGUGGGAGAGAAAAAUCUCAAAGGGGGAAAGGCUUGACACCCAUUUCCACACACUCCAUCGGGCACUUCAGCAGCCGGGGCGGCACCGGCUCAGGAAUGAGCUUUCCAGCAAAGUUCCACAUUGAAGUCCAAGCCUCGCUAUGAAUAGACCAGCCUGAACCCUCCUUGAUGUUAAUUGGCGCGUGUGAAGGGACUCUGACGUGUUGGUUUUUAGAAAAUGGGCCAUCGCUGACCUUUUUGAGGUCUGGGUUUUGAGCAUUAGCGAUCAGCCCCAUUUAAGGGUCUUGAAAUAGCUGGCCAUUAUGCCUGUUUCAUCUAAUGACCUCCCUUCCAUCUAGUCCAGGCUGCUGGCUGAAAUACAGAGCAUGUGUAAAAUACCACAGCAUACCAAUACGUGACUCUCUGUGGCCAUUACGUUAUGAACUGUGACUUUUACCUGAUUGACUGUGCACAGCCAUGCACAGCAUUACGACAAUUUCCAACUAAACUUGUUGAUUGUUCCACCUCCUAGCUACAGUAACGACGCUUGUAAUUUGCUUGACCACCUAAGGAUGGGAAGUUACAACCUGUCAUUCAUCAACCGUAAACUUGGGAAGUCUAAAGAGGAAGAACAGCUACUACUGUAUUGCAGUUAGUGUGAACAAGAAAGACCUUCUGGAGAUGGGUCGAGAUGCAGUAUUACAGGUUCUGUGCCAGUUUAACAGAUGCAUUUGCACACGUUUUCCUGUUCCUUUGGUUCUCAUUAUUAAUUCUUAACAUUAUUUAUACUUUUAUUUACUGCAUAUCACGCCCACACCAUAGCCAGCAUUAGGUUAAUGAAUGUAAUGAAUGUGAAAUCCACCAGUUGAGAAAUCCUCAUUAGAUUACUCCCACAGAAAUACUUGGAAUAGAAGUACUAUUUAUUUACUGCCUCCAAGGGGGCACAUGCUAUGUUGCUGGAAAUACUGCAGAUGAGUCAAGUGUGAGGGUGUACUGUAUGCCAACGAGGUAACGCAAGGUAUGUCAUAUAUUUACACACAUUUCUGACAGUAUGACCGCUAUUUGUAUACGGUUUCUUUCUUUGUCCUACUCCUAUGCCUCUGUGUUCAAAAAUAAGCAGUCCACAGCUGAAUCAUGGUCCCCCCUCUUUCUGUCUGAGUGCAGGAAGAUUACAGUAAUAUGUGUAGCUAUGGAGAGAGUCUUGUAGGAGGAAUAUGAAGGAUGAAAAUUCGUGGAUAAUCUGUAUGUGUUAAUGAAUGAUGAUGAUUGCAGUCCCAUAUUUCAGUUUGUUGACCUUCUGCUUCUAAAUGUGGACAGGUUUUGCCUAUUCUGGUAUGACACCACCCCCUUGUGGCCAAUAGAAAAUCUGCACAUAUUCACAACCCCAUGAAAUGGAAAAUAUUGUUUGUCUGACCUCAGAUGUCUAACAAAUAAAAUUGAUAUAAAAUAACA
This is a messenger RNA of Betta splendens (Siamese fighting fish), 3989 nucleotides long. It is a transcript of the gene htr1fa, whose product is annotated as 5-hydroxytryptamine (serotonin) receptor 1Fa. The transcript has 3 exons. NCBI's taxonomy places the organism in Eukaryota, Metazoa, Chordata, Actinopteri, Anabantiformes, Osphronemidae. Bases 1252 to 2448 code for a protein of 398 amino acids. Gene Ontology annotation, biological process: adenylate cyclase-activating adrenergic receptor signaling pathway. The record is from RefSeq and is a predicted model, not a curated record. Gene Ontology annotation, cellular component: plasma membrane. Gene Ontology annotation, molecular function: G protein-coupled serotonin receptor activity.